AGUCCAUGUUCUACAUCCCGACGAACGGGAGUAAUGAUGUUGGGAGGAGGAGGAGGAAGGUCCGGUCCUGGAGUCGGGGGAGCUUCCUGGGACGUGGAUCCUUUGGGAUGGUGUUCGAGGGGAUCACCAACAUAUCUAUGAAGGCAAGAGAAAUAUCCCAGACAAUUCCAAACUAUGUCCAGCAAUCAGCACUAAAAGGACAUUAAAAAAAUAGAUGAAAGGUGGUUUCUCUUGCACAGGUGGAGCAAAGGACACAAGUUAGAUCCGAAUUAUUGGGAGGGCAAUGCCUUCUGUUAAGCAUGUCAUAAGUAUUGAGUCGAUCAAUUAACAGGAGCCAUCCAAAAACUUUAACCUUCAUAGCACACUUACUCUUCCAGAUCCAAGCUAGAUAACUAGGCGCAUGUAUAUGCAUGAAAUUAAUGUCAUAUAUUUUCUUGGAAGAGAACAAACCAUUUCCCCAAACAUAAGACCAGACAUCAUUCUCAUCAGAUAAUUGAUCUAAAGGAUCAGCUGCAGACAUUGUAUCAUACUCAUGGAAGGCUUGCUCAGACAGAGGGAGAUUAAAACGCUGCGAAAUACUCUUGGAAGAGGUUAAACUCACUGAAUCCUUCAAAGAAACAGCAUAAGAGUGAAUCCUUGGGUACAUUACUGACCUGACUUUAUUAUUCCAGAAAUCAUCCCAAAACAGACAAGUCUUUCCAUCCCCAACCUUACAGGUGGACAAUCCCCUAAAAAUGUCUGCAAAUUGUAGAACAUCUUUCCACCAAAAAGACCCUCUAGGGCGAUCAGCAUGAGGAACUUUAUUAAUAUAAUAAGUGGACCAGAUCAAGCUAACCCAAGGUAUUGAGAGCCUAUUAUAAAAUUUGUGCAUAUUUUUCAUUAAAAGAGCAUUAUUAUGCAGCCUCAGGUUAAUGACUCCUAGACCUCCUCUACUUUUAGGUUGACAAACCCUUUCCCAAAGAACCAAAGAUUUCCUGCUAGAAUUAAUAUCAGUUCCUCUCCAUAAACAAUUUCUUCUAGCUCUAUCAAUGUUUUCAAUUAUUGACUUUGGAAGGGAAAGAGAGCACAUAUAGUAAGUUGGGAGGGAAGAUAAAACUGAAUUGACCAUAGUUAAUCUAUCUCCAUAAGACAGAAGAGCAGAAGUAGCAGACAAUCUUCUCUCAACCCUAUCAACUAAGGGGGCAAAAUCAAUUAUCUUUGGCCUAGUUGUUCCCAAAGGCAGACCUAAAUAGGUGAAGGGUAAAGUGCCCACUGAGCAACCAAACAUCUUGGACAAAUGCUGCACCUUUUCUAUAUCCACAUUCAGAGGAAUCAUCCAUGACUUACUGUAGUUAAUCUUCAAACCGGUAGAAUCUGCAUAAGAGUUGAGAAUAACCUUCAAACAGAAAAGCUCUUUUGAGGAAGCUGUCAAGAAAAGGAGAGUAUCGUCUGCAUACUGUACAACUGGAAAGCCAUUAUCAGGAGUUGGGAUUGGAAUAGUCAAAACACCCUGAGAAUAAGCUUUGUUGACAACAGACUGUAGUAAAUCAGCACCUAGCACAAAUAAAAGAGGUGAUAAUGGAUCCCCUUGCCUUACACCCCUUUUGCAAUAAAAAUUCCUUCCAAGAACCCCAUUUAGAAGAACUGAAGAAGAUGCUGAAGAAAAGAUCAAAUCAAUCCAAUUCAACCACUUUGAAUCAAAACCUUUUUGUCUCAUGAUGUCCAAAAUAGUAGAGUGCUCUAUAGUAUAAAAAGCUUUCUCAAAGUCCAACUUCAACAGCACUAUCUCCCUUUUUGAUUGUUGGCACUUGUGUAAGUACUCAAAAGACCAAGAGAGACAAUCCUGUAUUGUCCUGGCUUUGAUGAAACCAUAUUGGUUUUGAUGGAUGAGUUCUGUAAUUACAGACUGAAGCCUAUCAGCAAGAACCUUUGUUAAAAGCUUGAGAGCCACACUUUGGAGAGAAAUCGGUCUGUAUUCAUUAACCCUCUCAGGUGUUGAUUUUUUGGGAACAAGAGUAAUGAAAGAUCUAUUUAAACUUUCCAAAGCUAAGUUACCUUCACAAAACUGGGACCAAACCAUUGAAACUAACAAAGGAUGACUUAGACCCUGUUUGAUUCAACUUAGGAUUAUUAUAAUCUGGAUUAUUAGGAGUAAGCUGAAACAAACAAAUAGAUUAUCAUGCUAGAUUAUCAUAAUCUAUAAGCCAGAUUAGUAUAAUCUAAUAAUCUCCUCUGAAUGAGCUUUUUCCAGAUUAUUGAGUGGCUAAAGACCCACUACCCUUAAUGCCUCUAAUAAUCCAGAGAAACAAACAACUCGCAGCUUAUUCUAUGUCAGCUUAUUAUAAUUCAGCUUAGAGUAAUCUGAUUUAAUAAUCUAGAUUACAAUAAUCUUAAGCUGAAACAAACAGGGCCUAGUUACUGAUUUUACCGAUGUGAACAUAAGACGGUGCCAUACUUUUCAAGACUAUAAAAAAUGACUCAUUGGCUAGAAUUAAACUCCGAUGAAACGUUGUAUAAAACAUAUCGGCUUUCAAGAAUUAAACAUAUCUAGCCGAUAGAUCGGUCCUAAAUGUGUCAGGGUUACGGGUUAGGUAUACCCUUUACCCUUUGACGUACGUCGCAUACCGAUGUAGUAUACCCACACGUAGACGGAUACUCUCCGCGUAUAUUAAGGAAACCCCUCACGGAGUUUACAAAUGGAAAGAGUCCUACUCGGACAAGACUGGGUCAUCAAUGUAUCGGGUAAGGUUUGAUGUUUCCGAGUUCUACUUGGAAACCGCCUAACCUGUGAUAUAAAAGGGACCCCCCGGGAGGACCUAAGGCAUUGAAUCUCAGAGCCAACACAACCCACACAGCCUACGAAGUCGGAGCCUGCAAGGAGCCAAAUCGCCAGGGAUCGUAGUCGAGCCAACUCGACCACGAUCUCGCCGGAUUCGUCAAGUUCCACUGUUCCCUUUGUAACCUGUGUUUUCCAUCAUAUAAUCCCACAUCAACUGGAUUAGGGCUAUUACCUAUAAAGGGGCCUGAACCAGUAUAAUCUUUGUCUUUUGUCUGCUUGAUGUCGUAUUACGUAGAUCCUUGUACCAACGUACCCCAAUACCCUCUAUAUCCGGUUUACGGGUAUCACCCGUCGACAGUGGCAUGCCAGGUAGGGGCACUUGGUACUCAAGGUUCUACUACUAUGUCAUCCAGCCUCGUCAACAACAGCGUCAACACCAACCUCAGCCAAGUAUUCCCUGCUUCAACGAUGCUAGUGUGGACUCAAGUCGGCGAAAUCGUCUUCCCGGUUUACACCACAAUGCCGAUCUCAACCUGUCCACUAAUGACUGGAAACGAGAACGCAGUGGCUACAAACCGAGACGACUCCAUGUCGAAAGAUACUCCCACCGAGGCGAAGAACGGAAUAUCGACGACAUCCGAGCUCGAGAAGGAUUCUAAUGCGGCCAAACCUUGUCGUUCCGACAUGAACCGCGAGCCGACGAAGAUGACUUCCGAAGCAACAAGGUCCUGGUGUCCUAUCCACAAAACCAGCAAACACACUUUGCAAACCUGCUGGGUUUUCCUCAACGUCCGCGCUGAAAUUCGUAUCUGCAAAGAGCGUGGAAUUCAGCGUAUUUCUCCAACUCGUGAUGUCUAUUGUCCUAUUCACAAGACAAAGAAUCACGACCUCUCAAGCUGCAAGGUCCUUCUCAGCGCCAUGAAAGCGCCACCUCCUAAGGUCCAACAGUCACACAUCCCCAUCAGGGAUAAAGACAAGGAACGAGGAGCGACGCCAACUUCAGAUCGAUUUGUUGGGGUAAUCGAUAUCGAUCCUCACGAACCAUCAGUCUUGCACCUUCUCGAAGACUAUGGAUCAUCGACAACGAGCGCACUGCGGGAGGUAUUGGCUAUCGAUGAUGUCGGCACAUCAGCGCGCACCAAUGCAGAAGCAGAGAAUCAAUUGGCCACCCCGGCCCAGCACAUCAGAGCCGUCAACGCUAUACUGAGGGAAACCCCCUACGAUCCUGUUCUGAACGACGAUCUCGCUCGUUGGACAGCACGACUACGGGAAUCAGUGACUAACCUCAGCAACACGUUCGAAGAGGCCGCCGCCGCAGCGCACCCGGAGCAGCCACCAACUGGCGAUGCCAAUGGUGAAGAGCCUGAAUGGAGGGAAUCGCCUCAUUGAGCCACCCCUCCACCUUGCGGCACUAGCGAUCUCCGAGAUCACGUCAACGGCCGCCGAGAGGCACGACGCACACGAGACAAUGAAAAUCGUUCCCGGCGUCAUGUCUCUUCACGGCGCCAUAAUGACGAAGAUCGAGGAGACCGCUCAAACGAAGACCGAGGCCGUGAUAACCGCCACAACCGCCACGAUCACAACGAUCGCGAACGGCGGGUGCCAGACGAUACUGGUUGAGGACGUCGCCAUAACGACGACGAUGAUGGAGACUGGCGCCGGGACAACAGCGGGAGACGACGACAGGAUUCUCGAGAUCCAGGCCGACAUCCUCGUGAUCGUACGCCGGAACCAAGCGACCCAUCGUCAUCGUCAUCAUCCUCGGCUUCCUCAUCAUCAGACAGACAUCCACGAAGGACACACAAUCGCCGGCAACCCACCGCCCCAGCGCUGGGUGUAGGGCUUUCAGUCGUUCCCUGCGUGAUGUCUGAUGGCCUGAGAGAUUCCGACCCGGAGCAAUAGAAAAGUACGAUGGGAGCACCGACUCAGAAGAGUUCCUUCAAGUCUACUUCACAGUACUCUACGCUGCCGGAGCAGACGACAAC
Messenger RNA from Oryza sativa Japonica Group (Japanese rice), 4743 nucleotides. The record is from RefSeq and is a predicted model, not a curated record. NCBI's taxonomy places the organism in Eukaryota, Viridiplantae, Streptophyta, Magnoliopsida, Poales, Poaceae.